Molecule: messenger RNA, 594 nt
Organism: Nannizzia gypsea CBS 118893
Lineage: Eukaryota; Fungi; Ascomycota; Eurotiomycetes; Onygenales; Arthrodermataceae
Exons: 1
Coding region: 1-594 (197 amino acids)
Source: RefSeq, a predicted model, not a curated record
AUGCGCAAAAGGAUCGAGGAGUCAGAAACGCAUUUUCAAAAAGCGCUAGAGGAAUCAAAAAGGGGCUUUAUGAAAGAGCUAGCGGAAUCAAAAAACGAGUCUCGGAGAGCAUACAGCGCUGCAAUGACCACCAUGAUGGAGCUUCGAGCGCCGAUUUACCAACUGCAGUCAGGUCACCAGGUCGGCCCAAAGUAUCGAGCAAAGCGAAAUGCAGUUGCUCAUGGCGGUUCUGUACUAAUGGACAUCUCGAUCUUGCGCCACCUCGACACUAGCCCUGGUGGCCGCACUGCUGUUUUCACCAAAUGGGCUGUCGGGUUUGAAGACAUCUAUGGGCUACCCUUCCGCUAUGUUGAAACUCUUUCAGAAGGCUCUCGAAUGGUGACCCUUCUAAAUAUACGUGCCGAUGUGCUUCUACUUGAUGUGUACUCUUCCUACGACCAGAGCGAAAACAUUGAACAGCAAUGCAAGUCGGUCUUGAGGCAGUGGAAGGUUGCGGUGGAUAGCGAACGGGAUCCAGAGGGUAUCUUCGAUGGAGCUGCUGUUUUGAGCAUGUAUGAUAAGAUUGUGGAAUUACAUAAUGCAGCCCAGCCAUAG